Molecule: messenger RNA, 1218 nt
Organism: Penicillium antarcticum
Lineage: Eukaryota; Fungi; Ascomycota; Eurotiomycetes; Eurotiales; Aspergillaceae
Exons: 2
Coding region: 1-1218 (405 amino acids)
Biological process (GO): lipid homeostasis
Cellular component (GO): endoplasmic reticulum; membrane
Source: RefSeq, a predicted model, not a curated record
AUGUUGGACCCCUUUCCACCCGCCCCGGAAUGGCUACGGAGCUUUACUGAGCCCUAUGCUCUCUGGCUUAACAGUCCGACGCUUUCCGAACACAUCCACGAGGUGAUCCUGGCCUUUGCCUUCUACCUAUUCAUCCACGCCGUCGUCUCGCCAUGGCUUUCUCCGAUUCUCUUCCCAGAGUCUUACAACAAGCUCACACCGAGAACCAAACUGAACUGGGAUAUCCAUGUUGUCUCCCUAAUCCAGAGUAUCGCUAUCAACGUCGCCGCUCUAUGGAUCAUGAUCGUUGACCAAGAACGAAACUCCAUGACCUCCGGAGAGCGGGUCUUCGGAUACACAGGUGCCUGCGGCUUCGUCCAAGCCUUAGCCGUAGGCUACUUCGUCUACGACCUAAUUGUCAGCAUCAGACAUGUGCAAAUGUUCGGAAUUGGAUUACUCUUCCACGCCGUUAGCGCCUUAUGGGUAUUCAGUCUCGGCUUUAGACCAUUCCUAAACUACUACGCUCCAACUUUCAUCCUCUACGAGCUCUCGAGCCCAUUCCUCAAUAUCCACUGGUUCCUCGACAAGGUCAACAUGACUGGCAGCCGCGCCCAGUGGUACAACGGCAUGGCCCUGCUCGGAACAUUCUUCGGCUGUCGCCUAGUCUGGGGAACCUGGCAAUCAAUUAUCGUCUACAGUGACAUGUGGAACGCCCUGCAGCACACCUGGUCGGCAUCAUCAUCGCCGCUCUCAGAACCCGUCAGCGUCAACGCUCUCGUCUUCUAUCCUGCCCGUGAUGGCAGCAUGUGCAUUGACGAGACCUGUGCCCGCGCCAACGCUGAAAUCACCCGCUUUAAAGAGUACACUGCUGGCGGCGUGCCAACUUGGCUGGUUGUCACGUAUGUGGGCUCGAACUUGGUCCUCAACUUCUUGAAUUACUUUUGGUUCUCCAAGAUGGUUGAAACUGUUCUUAAGCGGUUCCGUGGGCCUUCUCAGGAUGCUGUUAAGGGAGAGAAGCAGGUGGAUGAGAAGAAGGCUGCCCAGCUAAAGGAGGAUAUCAUCCAUGAUGUCGUUCUUGAAGCUGCAUCCAAACUUGAGCAGGAGGAGAGCGCUAUCUUGAAGGGGGAUCUUUCCUCAUUGCAGGAACAGGUUUCUUCGGCUGUGGACUCUGGUCUUGGUGAGGAGUUGCGCAAGCGGAGAGCGGAGCUUGUUGCUAAGGUUCCUCUACCUGGGGCUUAA